CGAAACAACGAGGACAAACAACCAAAACCCCAACCCAGCAAACACAUAGAAAAAUAAUAGAAAAAUCGAGAGAGAAAGAGAAAGAGAAAGAGAGUGAUCGAUCGGUCAGAUCAAAUCGAAUAAUGGGUAUGUAUGACAAGGGGAGGUUUUCGGGGUAGAAAACCAGCAAUGAAAGGCGUCUACUCGCCGCCCGGAGAUUACAUCUACUUCAGGUCCCAAGUUCCUCUUCACAAGAUCCCAGUUCUGCAUGUGGAGCUGCUUAUGUAUGUACCCUUUUGCAGCUGUAAAGCUACAUGAUUAAUCAAUUUUAGAUUGGCACGAAGCAGUGGCGAUACUAUGAUUUUGGCCCAAAAGCAGUACCUCCUCUUAUUUGUCUUCCUGGAACAGCAGGGACAGCUGAUGUCUGCUACAAGCAGAUCAUGCCAUUGUCCAUGAAGGGUUAUCGGGUGAUUUCUGUUGAUAUUCCAAGUGUAUGGAAUCAUCACGAGUGGAUUCUAGCAUUUGAGAAAUUCUUGGAUGCUAUUGAUGUCCAUCACAUACAUAUCUAUGGUACAGCCCUUGGGGGCUUCUUGGCUCAACUUUUUGCUCAGCAUCGUCCAAGAAGAGUUCGGUCAUUGAUACUAUCAAACACAUUUUUGGACACGCGUAACUUCUCUGCAGAAAUGCCAUGGGCUCCCGUCAUUAAUUGGACCCCUUCUUUUUUGUUGAAAAGAUAUGUCUUGACCGGAAUACUCGAUGGCCCCCAUGAGCCAUUUAUUGCAGAUUCAGUCGACUUUGUUGUUUCUCAGGUUGAGAUGCUCUCAAGAGAGGACCUCGCCUCCCGGUUAACUUUAACCGCUGAUACUGUUUCAGUUGGACCGCUGUUGCUUACAGAUUCAUUCAUUACUAUAAUGGAUACAAAUGACUACAGCGGGAUUCCUCAACAACUCAAAGAUGAAGUUAGCGAAAGGUAUCUUAACGCAAGGCAAGCACAAUUGAAGACUGGGGGAGAUUUUCCGUUCCUGUCACGACCAGAUGAAGUUAACUUACAUCUUCAGCUGCAUCUAAGACGGGUUGGUGUGGAACCUCGACCUGACUUAGUUCCAGGUAUUUCAAAGGGAGGUGGCGGUGGUAGUUCUAGCGAAGAGAGUGAGAAAAAAGACCCAGAAGAUCCACCCAAUGAUGAUAAAGGAAGCCUGGAUAAUCCAUUUGCAGAACCUCAGCUACCUCCUGCUCCAGAGAGUUCAGAAUCUCAUAGCUCAGAAGACCAGCUCAUCAGCAAUGCAAAAUUCUGCCACUUCGGUGAUGGAGACACGACCUUGAAGAAUCAACACACUAUAACCACUGAAUUUGUUAUGCAACUUGGUCGUGAGAUGUUUUCUGUUCAUUUGCUUUCAUUUUAUAUGGCAUCGUUGUACAUUAGUUUGAACUGCAAUCUGAAGCUGAGACCUGUUGUGUAAAGUGGAACAUCUUGACAUUGUUGUUUGUUGCUUGGAUUCUGAUUCUGAGUUCACAUGUGCUUAUCUCCAA
This is a messenger RNA of Pyrus x bretschneideri (Chinese white pear), 1509 nucleotides long. RefSeq names its product maspardin-like. The coding region runs from base 420 to 1439 and encodes 339 amino acids. The transcript is spliced from 9 exons. Lineage: Eukaryota; Viridiplantae; Streptophyta; Magnoliopsida; Rosales; Rosaceae. The record is from RefSeq and is a predicted model, not a curated record.